CUUUCGACUGUUGACGUUAGUAGCGCCAGCUGUCAGGGGAAGUUAGCAAGACUGCUAACCUUCCUAGCGCGUUAUUUAAAAAAAUUGUAAUGAUGUUCCAGACUAUAUGGUAAUCAUCGCUAGCACUGGAUUUAUCCUAAAUUCAAAUGAAUUUAUGUGCAAAAGAAUCCGUCUCUCCCGCGGUCUUUUUGUUGAGUUGUGCACAGAAAUAAGGAUUGCUGUAGCUGGCUAGCUUGUUGUUAGCUGCGGACAAAUCUGGUGCAGGCAGGUUUUGGACUGCAGACACAGCUUCUCUUGUUUGGAAGUCAUUGUUCGGGAGCGGAAAGUUGUAUUUUACAGAAGGACUUUAAAGAACUUGCUGCUUUAUUACGGAACGAACGGACUUACUGCAAAAUGCAAUGCUUUGAAUUAUGCUUUUUUAGCAUUAUGAAUUUAAACCAGUAGCGCUGGAUGAGUAGCAUGGUAUUUAGACUUUAGGUCAAUCGACUGCUUUCUACCCCAAAUCUACUGCAUUGUUGAACGCGUAUUUACCGAUCGCAUGGUAUAUUAACUAUUUAUUGACCAAGGAGCGAACGCCUGUUUUAAUCCACAAACAUGGAUAAGAAAUCCUUUGACAUAGUCUUGGAUGAAAUAAGAAAGUGCGUGCUGACCGAUCAACGGAUCAAAGCCAUAGAGCAGGUGCACGGGUAUUUCUCCAGUGAGCAGGUGAUGGAUAUACUGAAAUAUUUCUCAUGGGCAGAGCCACAGAUCAAAGCAGUUAAAGCUCUGCAGCAUAAAAUGGUUGCAAUCCCUACAACCAAAGUUGCAAACAUCCUGAAUUGCUUCACUUUCUCAAAGGACAGACUGAUUGUCCUGGAACUAAUUGCUUUGAACAUUUCAGAUGCCCAAAAUUUUCGUCCUGUGGAAGAUCUGUUUCGCAUACACCUGUCAGAGAAAAAGCGAGCUCGCAGGAUACUGGAGCAAGUAUGUAAGGUUGGCUGCAAGGCUCCUGUAGCCAUGAUCUCCUCCUGCGGUAUGAUACCAGGAAAUCCCUACCCUAAAGGUAGACCCAGCCUCGUCAGCGGCACAUUUCCUGGAAUUCCUCCAGUAAAGAAAGAAGCAGAAAAGAAAGAUGACACUUCUAACAAUUUUGAGGGGAAAGGAAUUUCCGCUCGCAUCAUUGGACCUUUCAAACCAUUUCCGUCGACCUACAACCCUCAUCGGCCUGUGCCCUACCCUAUACCCCCGUGCCGACCCCACGCCACCAUCGCACCAAGUGCGUACAACAACGCAGGCCUUGUUUCUGUGGGAGGGGUUAUAACAACCAGCGUGGCCCCUCCCCCCUACAGCUCCACCCACAAAGUAGCAGGUUACGCCAAACCAGGCAAUCCGCACAACACCACCCCUGGAGUCAACAGCGGACCCCUCCUCAUUCCUCACGGGUCCACGCCUUCUACCCCCGUCCCACCGCAAGCUUCUCCUGCUCAGCCACCUCCCACCACUCCCAUCACGCCGGUGUUCCCCGGCAUGGUUCCCUCUCACAACCCCAAUGCCCCUUCUCACUCCCCGGCACCGUCCCCAUCCGUGAUCAAAGCGGGCCCGCAGACGCCCAGCGGCCACGUCACGCCAACACCCUCGUCUGUCAUUAAAGCCCACACGCCUUCAGGCACCCCGUGUGGGACUCCCGUCCCCGGCAGCGGGGGCUUCUCCCCUUCCCCCUUCCAUGCCGUCUCCCGGCCGGGCACCCCCGCUUCCGGCCGCGGCGGCCAGGACCCUUUAUCUCAGACGACUCAGCAGAGGGGCUUCUCUCAGUCCACAGAUCACCAGUCGGGACCCGUCCACCACGGCAUGGGUAACGCCUCCGGGUCAGUGAUCCGGAGCUACACCCCCUCUGGACAAUCGGCUCCAGUUAUUCCCAGCUGUUCCACCCCGGGUCCCAGUCCCAAACCCUCCCCGGCUCAUUCGGGACAAAUUCACGCAGCCAUGGCCGCGGCCGGAGUGCUGAACAGGCACAGCGGGGGCAGCAACAGUGGCAGCAACAGCCCGGUGCCCUCUGCUUUCAAGGGCACGUCCCGCUCCGGCACCCCCUCCGUCGGCUCUUACGUGGUGCAAGGCUCCGCCCAGGCCGCCCUGGCCCGUUCCUUGGGCCUGUCGCACCCCUCGGGCUCGGCUCAAGUCUCGCUCUCCAGUCCCGUCGCCCUCAGCGGCUUCCAAGCUCUGUCGUCCAGCCCCUCGCCCUCCCAUUAUCCCGGCCUGUCCCCCUUCUCCUCCCUCUCAUCCUCCCUGCCGCCAUCCUCCAUGCAGUCAUCCAUGUCCGCGAUGCCCCCCACUACCAACAUGUCUAACCACCCACCGACCUCCAUCUACUCGGGCCUGGGCCCCAACUCCGCCUCCGGUGCGGCCUCCCCUUUCGGGCUGGGGCUUACCUCUGCCGCCUCGUUGUUCCCGGGCCUUCCUCCCGGCGCUAGCCCCACUGGUUUCCCAGGGUUGGGGGUUUCGGGAGGGCACGGUGCCGGCAGCCCCGUACUGUCUUCUUUCAUGGGCCUGCAAGGCGCCUCUUCGGCUUCAGUGGCGUCGGUGUCGCCACUGCAGGCGGCGGCGGCGGCUGCAGCGGCGGCGGCCGUAGCCGGGGUUCCGUCAUCGUCGCCAGUUUUGCCUGGCUUUGCGUCUGCUUUCAGCUCCAACUUCCAGCCGGGGUUGAGCAGUGGACUCCAGCCUCCGGGAAGCAGCGGGUUCCCCGGCUUGCUUUCCUUCCCCGGGGUGCCGGGCUUCUCUCCCUCGGCCUCUCCUGCUGCCCUCGGUGGCCUCCACAACCAAGCCAUGCAGUCUGCCCUCCUGCAGGCUCAUCCCCAAUCUGCGCUGGACGGCUUCCCCCCUCAGCCCAACAGUUUUACCAACUACCCACCCGGCCCAGGAAACCCCUUUCCCCUUCAGCCAGGCCUGCACCCGCAGUUGGGUUGGCAGUGAAUCCCACAAUGAAACAUUGAGUACACUUUACAUGUCCAUCUGGCGUACACGCUUUUUUUUUUUUUUUUUGGUCUCCGAUUGAAGAGUCUCUGUGAUGUUACAGCCAGACUCUUUACUACAAGAAAGAUUAUUGUGAAAACUGUUGAAAUAGUAUCUCGGGGGGGCUGCCAUAUUUCCUAUAUUAUUCAUAGUGAACAGUUGUAAAUAUCUGUUUAGGUUUUAGACCAUGACAGUUUUAAAUGCUACCCGGACUGGGCUGCUUUUUAAUCAAGUUUAUCAACACUUGUUAGUGAAUAAUUAAAUUGAAAAAAUGUACAUGAUAUCAUGUAAUGAAUUGUCAGUAUGGUCAUGUAGUGUUUAGUGUAGUCACAGUAGAAAGGACGUGACAUGAAUUCUUUUGGUGACUUAUGUUGUGCGCUACAGUUUUCUUUUAAGGUGGGAACAUCGACAAUGUUUUUGAAUCCCCGUUUUGGUGUCCGGGGGGGGAUAUGUUGAUCGACGUAUGGACUUAAAAUAUUAAAUGUCUAUAUUGUUGGUAAUGCUCUCUGCGACGUUACUAAACUGUAAUUUUACCUCAUUUACUGUAAACCUUUGAACACUCAGAUAAUAGACGAUCUGUUUGAUGCCCUGUAGUUUUCUUUUUUUCUGUUGACACCUGUUUUAUUAUUUAGUCAGUAAACUGCUGCCGGCUGUUGCUGUAUCUCUUUUCUGUGCCAUGAACCUUUUUUUUUUUUUUAAUGAAAUAUGCAAGUCACAGUUUUGAAUUGAAAAUACACAGCGCUAAAAAUGCUA
Gasterosteus aculeatus aculeatus (three-spined stickleback) is the source of this 3738-nucleotide messenger RNA. RefSeq names its product proline and serine rich 1 (gene proser1). The record is from RefSeq and is a predicted model, not a curated record. NCBI's taxonomy places the organism in Eukaryota, Metazoa, Chordata, Actinopteri, Perciformes, Gasterosteidae.